This is a messenger RNA of Eruca vesicaria subsp. sativa (arugula), 1682 nucleotides long. NCBI's taxonomy places the organism in Eukaryota, Viridiplantae, Streptophyta, Magnoliopsida, Brassicales, Brassicaceae. The record is from the annotation of a GenBank genome assembly.
CUUUCUUUUUGUCUUGCUUCUUCCGCAUUCACUCAAUCAGAUUAGUUAAGAAUCCAAUCCAACCAACCAAGUCACUUUCCGAAGCAAUCCAUCGAUUCUAGUGUUAAGGGCUUUCUCGUCACGAGAAUUUCGAUACUUGUGUCUAGAACAGAGUAAGAACACCGAGAGAUCGGUCUUUAAUUUCUUUAAUUCGGAGCAUCUGGAGAAGAUUACCAACAAUGUCUGAUCUCAAAGAGCGUUUGCUCCCUCCAAGACCUGCUUCUGCUAUAAACCUCAGAGGAGAAGCAGCGUCUCGCCCUUCUGCCUCAGGGAGACAACCUCUCCUCGGAGUUGAUGUUUCAGGUCUCAAGAAGCGUGGACAAGGUCUCAAGUCAUGGAUUCGUGUUGACACUUUUGCUAAUACACAGGUCAUUGAAGUCGAUAAGUUCUCAAUGAUGCGUAGAUGCGACUUACCUGCACGUGAUUUGCGCCUGCUUGAUCCUUUGUUUGUGUAUCCCUCUACUAUCUUAGGGCGUGAGAGAGCUAUUGUUGUUAACUUGGAGCAGAUACGUUGUAUUAUUACUGCGGAUGAGGUUUUGCUUUUGAACUCUCUUGAUAACUAUGUGCUUCGGUAUGUGGUUGAGCUUCAGCAGAGACUAAAGGCAAGUGCUGUAGGUGAGGUUUGGAAUCAGGACAGCAAUGAACUCAUCAGGAGGAGGAGUAAUAGGAGUUUAGACAAUGUGUUCCAAAACUCAUCUCCUGAUUAUUUACCUUUUGAGUUUAGGGCUCUUGAGAUUGCUUUGGAAGCUGCUUGUACCUUCCUUGAUGCUCAGGCUUCAGAGUUGGAGAUUGAGGCAUACCCAUUACUUGAUGAGCUUACUUCAAAGAUUAGUACUUUGAACUUGGAGCGUGUGCGUAGACUGAAGAGCAGGCUUGUGGCAUUGACGAGAAGAGUUCAGAAGGUUAGGGAUGAGAUUGAACAGUUGAUGGACGAUGAUGGGGACAUGGCUGAGAUGUAUUUAACAGAGAAGAAGAAGAGAAUGGAAGGUUCUUUGAAUGGUGGUGAUCAUCACUCUUUACAUGGCUACAGAUCAAAUGAUGGUGUUUCUCUCUCUGCACCGGUGUCUCCUGUUUCGUCUCCUCCUGAUUCAAGGAGACUUGAGAAAAGCUUGAGCAUUGCAAGGAGCAGACAUGACAGUGCAAGAAGCUCAGAAAGUGCUACAGAUAAUAUAGAAGAGCUAGAGAUGUUGCUUGAAGCAUACUUUGUUGUUAUUGACAGCACUCUCAACAAGCUAACCUCAUUAAAGGAGUACAUUGAUGAUACUGAAGACUUCAUCAACAUUCAAUUGGAUAAUGUGAGGAAUCAGCUGAUACAGUUUGAGCUGCUGCUAACUACUGCGACAUUUGUUGUAGCCAUAUUUGGAGUUGUAGCAGGAAUCUUUGGGAUGAAUUUUGAGAUAGAUUUCUUUGAACAGCCUGGUGCUUUCAAAUGGGUUUUGACCAUUACAGGUGUGUGUGGUCUUCUUGUAUUUUUGGCAUUCCUCUGGUUCUACAAAAGUAGAAGGCUCAUGCCACUGUGAGGACAUAACUGCCCCAUACAAGUAGGAGAUUGCUACUACUGUUUAAGUUGCUUUUAUUUAAUCAUCUGUGACCUUCACAAGAUGGAAACAGUGUUUCUAGAGGAAAUAUUAUGAGAAUGAGAA